This is a messenger RNA of Oncorhynchus keta (chum salmon), 2011 nucleotides long. RefSeq lists its product as uncharacterized. The transcript has 3 exons. The record is from RefSeq and is a predicted model, not a curated record. NCBI's taxonomy places the organism in Eukaryota, Metazoa, Chordata, Actinopteri, Salmoniformes, Salmonidae. Bases 451 to 1668 code for a protein of 405 amino acids.
AAGUGAUAUCACGCCCCUGUCAUUGCUUAGAGACUGCAUGUUUGAGCCUAUGGUUGCCACUGUGAGGGAGACAUGUUUAUUACCUUGGCAACCACUUGUACAACAAUACAGUCCCAUCCCCUCUGUAUACCUGACAAUGUUAUUGUUGAAUCCCAAAAGUUAAUGCAAUCUGUUCUCUAAACUAUGAUUUGAAGUGUCUGUUUAGGGUUGUGUGGCUAUAGAAGUUUCCUAGGAGAGAAUGGUUAAACUUUUCAAGAACUCUAGUGACUCUUUUUCUAGUGACAUCUCGGAUCUCAGGACAAUUCUUCUGGAAUGCAGGACUCUGGGAAUGUUCCCAAGAUGGAUUGAAGAAUGACAAGAGGCCUGGAUUGCACAUCACAAGUGUCAGAAGGAUCUGACCAGCAUCCAGCCCUACCACGAUAGGUGCUGCUCGGUGGAAAAGCACGAGCCAUGGAUAACCUGUACACGUGCCUCAAGAGAGAGAUAGCCUCCUUCCAGGACCAUGUCCAGCAAUGCAAACACUCCUUCAACAUGGACGCUCUUCACCCAGUCUUGAGUGCCCUAACCACAAAGCAGCAGGAUGAAAUCCACACCUUGGAGCAGCUGCGGGUUCUCCUCUCCAAGGUUCAAGAGGAGCCUGCGGUGGCAGUCAGUGGCUACAGCGACUCGGAAAUAAAGUGUUGCAUCACCUGGCUUCUCUCUUUCGUGGAAUAUCUCGGCGCCAUGAAAGAGACCUUUGACGAGAAAGUGGCAGUCCCUCUCUGCGAGAACCUGUACGUAACUGAGGAAGACGAGAGCACUGUCGCUUCUUCUGAUCAGACUGUCCCUAUCACCUCUGACCCUCAAAGCCCGCCCCAUACAUCUGUGACUAAGGUGGCCAAUGAGCUCCUUGUUCUCCGACGCAGAUGGGCUUUGAUGCUCGCCCCUGGUCCAAUCAAGGCAGAGAACUUCAGUCUACUGACCAAUACUGAUGGGGCUGAGCGGUUCACUGAGAGGUUCGCCAACGUCCAAUCGCUUGUACCAGAUAUCCUCUAUAAGAGCUCUAGGGCUGCUCAACUUGCCUAUCAGUGGGUGAACCUGCACCAGUGUGGGCACAGGGGUAGAAGAGUAGGGGCCAGUGGGUUGGAGGUUACCAAGACAGCCCCAAUGAGGUCUACUGGCCGGGAAGCGAGUGAUGAAUAUAUCCUGGUUGAGGCAGAAAGGAGAGGGGAGGGAAUGGCCGGAGAGGCCCAAGCCAGACUGAUGGAGUCUAGGAUGGAGCUCAUGGCUUUGGCCGGGAAAGAGCAUAGGGUGCUAUCUCUGGAGGUGAGGUUAGAGAAGGCCACCUACAGGAUCCAGGACCUCCAGGCCAAGCUCCGACAGGAGAGGUUGAUGGUAGAAAGUGGGGCCCAGCAGGAGGCCAGCGAUGUGGGGGAAAGGAAGACAGAGGAGCUAGUCCUCAACCCAGGGCUAGAGCUGGAGAGGAGGCUGAGGAUGGAAAGGUACCAGCAGAAGAUACUUCUGGGAGACCUGCUGAUGGAGCUUAAGAUUCGCCCAGUUCUCAUACGCUACACUGAUAUGGUGAGGGAUCGAUGCAAACAGCAGGAGGAGACACUACAGGCCAUAGAGGGCAGUAUGGGUACCAGGUUCCCUUCAAAGCCUGAGAGCCUCAACCUCUCCAAACAGUGAAUCCAUCUUCUCUAGCCUGUUGUCCCUCACAUAGACGCCCCGCAAGAGACACUCAUCCUGGUGUACAAGUCUAGGCUGCCUCCUGCUCAUACUCCCAGGGUUGAAGGAGUCCUUCAUCCCUGGGCCUCCAAAUGGACAUUCAACCCAACAAAUGGAUUGUUGUCUGGGGGAUGCAUCCUAAUGAAUCCUGGACAAUGCUCCAGCCUCACAUUAGGCCCCUCAGAAGUGAUACCACCCAUAUUUGAUUUAGUUUCUUAGUUUAAGUCUUUCUUUUCAUUCCAUCUAAUUUAGUCAACGAUGAACACACACACACACACACACACACACACACACACACACACAC